Nematocida homosporus is the source of this 768-nucleotide messenger RNA. RefSeq lists its product as uncharacterized. Gene Ontology annotation, cellular component: Smc5-Smc6 complex; nucleus. The transcript has a single exon. The coding region runs from base 1 to 768 and encodes 255 amino acids. The record is from RefSeq and is a predicted model, not a curated record. Gene Ontology annotation, biological process: DNA repair. Lineage: Eukaryota; Fungi; Microsporidia.
AUGCCUCGUCUCUCUAUUAGUGAAGGAAAUGACCAAAUUAGGAAAGAGUAUAUCGAAUUAAUGGCCGAAACUAAAGAAAAGAGAAAAUCAUCUUCUGAAGGUUCUUCUGGCCUUUAUUCAAUCUAUUGUCGUGCAAAUGCUCUAUUAGACUCAGUUACGAAUGCUCCCGAGCUUAGAUUAGAUGCGAAUGUGGCGGGAGAAGUAGUUGAUCUUGAAAGUAGUCGGUUGGCUAAAUUAUGUGCUGGAGAUAGAGUAACUCCAGAAGAGUUCAUUUCAUUGCUUAAAGACCAGCCAAGUGGUUUGCAUACAGAUUAUAUCACUACUAUCUUUCGUGGCUGUCGCUUACCAGCUAUACUGGUGUUGAAAGAAGAGGAAGAGAUUCGGCCGCGCAAAGCACCUAGGAAGCCACUAGAAGCUUUGCCAUUAGAAGUACCUAAUACAACGGCCAAGCCACCCCAAGACCAAAUAGAUGCCCCAGAUAAGAUCAAAAGGAUUUAUCAGAUCUUACAAGAACAACAAAGAUUGCCGGUUUUACAGUUGGCAAUUGUUCCUAAUGACUUUGCUAAAACGAUAGAGAAUCUCCUUUAUUUGUCCUUUGCGGUCAGAAUCGAACGGGCCUUUCUUGUUCAAGAAAACAACACUCUCUAUGUUACGUGUGACAAAGACCCACAAGCCGUGCAGUCCUCCCAUCUUAUUCUCACGACCACACAAGAAGAGGUUGAAAAGGCCAUUCAAGAGUUUCAAAUCACCAGAGCCUUAUUAGAGUAG